UAAGCUAAUCACACACAUAUACAAGGUGCAAAAUCACUCAAGCUUCAUAGGUUUAUUAGCAAUGGCAUACUCACCGAAGCUAGCGUGCUUAGCUCUGGCUUUCGCGGCCAUCGUCGUCGCGCCGUGCGCGGCGCAGAACUCGCCGCAGGACUACGUGGACCUGCACAACGCGGCGCGCACUGACGUGGGCGUCGGCCCGGUGUCGUGGGAUGACACCGUGGCGGCGUACGCGCAGAGCUACGCGAAGCAGCGCCAAGGCGACUGCGCGCUGGAGCACUCCAGCGGUCCCUACGGUGAGAACCUCUUCUGGGGCUCCGCCGGCGCCAACUGGUCGGCGUCCAACGCCGUGGGGUCUUGGGUGUCCGAGAAGCAGUUCUACGACUACGACAGCAACUCCUGCACAGCGGGCCAGAUGUGCGGGCACUACACGCAGGUGGUAUGGCGCGACUCCACCGCCAUCGGGUGUGCCCUCGCCGUCUGCGACAACAAUGGCGGCGUCUUCAUCGUCUGCAGCUACAACCCGCCCGGCAACGUCCUCGGACAGAGCCCGUACUAGACACUAUCAUACGACGUGCAGCAUGCAGAGGUGCAUGCACCAAUGCACGAUGCAUGUUAAAUAUAUAUAUACACGUGCUGCCUAUAUGAAAAUAAAUUGUCAACUACAUACGAUAAAAUGAAUUACUAUGGAUAA
Molecule: messenger RNA, 691 nt
Organism: Phragmites australis (common reed)
Lineage: Eukaryota; Viridiplantae; Streptophyta; Magnoliopsida; Poales; Poaceae
Product: pathogenesis-related protein 1-like
Exons: 1
Coding region: 62-556 (164 amino acids)
Cellular component (GO): extracellular region
Source: RefSeq, a predicted model, not a curated record